Messenger RNA from Papaver somniferum (opium poppy), 678 nucleotides. RefSeq names its product MLP-like protein 43. The coding region runs from base 50 to 529 and encodes 159 amino acids. NCBI's taxonomy places the organism in Eukaryota, Viridiplantae, Streptophyta, Magnoliopsida, Ranunculales, Papaveraceae. Gene Ontology annotation, biological process: defense response. The record is from RefSeq and is a predicted model, not a curated record. The transcript is spliced from 2 exons.
AGAACAACACCAAGUUAAUUCAUUGCUACUUUCCAAUAACUUAUAUAUCAUGGCUCAGAUUCAAAAACUUGAAGUUGUGCACGAGGCCAAGUGCUGUCCAGACAAGUUGUACCGUAUGCUCACCCGUGAUGCAUCCCAACUAUCCAAAUAUAUCCCUAAUUUGGUCGAGAGCGUUGAAAUUACUGCCACCAGAGAGGGAGAAGUUUGUUUGGGCACAGGCUUUGUGUGGAAAUUCAUGCCAGUGGGUGGACCAACAAUGAUUUCCAAGGAGAAGAUAACGGCAGUCGACAACAAAAAUCGUUCAAUUACAUACACUGUCAUGGAAGGAGAUUUCAUGGGAGACUUCAAUAGUUUUAAUUUCAACUUGGAUAUAACUCCCAAGUCUGGUACUACUGAUGGUACAAGUUUGGUGAAGUGGUCUGUCGAAUAUGAAAAAUCUAAUGAAGACGUGGCUGAUCCGGUUGGAAUCCUCAAGUCAAUUGAAUUGAUGACUACUGAAAUGAAUCUCCAUUUGCUUAAGCAAGCAUAAAGAGUGGUUCAUUACUGAUGCAUGCAACUUGUAAGCCUGGCUCAAAUUGGAUGUUCUGAUGUUAGAACUAGUCAUAUCUAAAUAAAAGCUGCGUGGACUUGGCUAAUGACCACAAAUAAUUAAUAUGUGCAAUUUAUGUUUUUUUUUUA